AUGACAAGCAUGUUGGAGCUUUAUUUGGACAGGACUGUUGUAGAAGAAUUACCAUCAUCAAUCAAGCAUCUAACUGGCUUGACUUUAUUGAAUCUUCAAGACUGCAAAAACCUUUCAAGUUUCCCAAGUGUUAUUUGUAGUUUGAUAUCUCUUGAAAUUCUCAUUCUAUCAGGAUGUAAGGGUCAACCACCAAAAGCAAAUUAUUUUCUUGGCCUCAUUCCCACUUUAUCCUCAAUCGGUACCACCCUCACUCUUCCCUACACCUAUCUCAUUGAUCGACAAUCUCAACCAGAGCCCAUCAGUACCCUCACUCUUCCCUACACCUAUCUCAUUGAUCGACAAUCUCAACCAGAGCCCAUCAGCCUGUUGUUGCCUGAGUCAUUCUCAGGAUUAAGCUCUUUAGUAUCUCUAGAUCUCAGUGAUUGUAAUCUGUUGGACGGAGUUCUUCCUGAUGAUCUUAGCUACCUAUCCUCACUAACAUCUCUGAAUUUGAGGAAAAAUGAUUUUACCUGCUUACCUAAUAGCAUUUCUCAGCUUUUAAAUCUCAAACUUCUUUUCUUGGAUCAUUGUAGCAAGCUUCAAUCAUUGCCAUAUCUUCCAUUAAGUACACAAUUUGUUUCAGCACAAGGGUGUACUUCACUUGAAAAUUAUUCAAAUCAAGUUGUCGUUUGGACUUCGGAUGCAGCAAGAUUCACUUUUAUUAAUUGCCAUGGCUUGGCUGAUGAUGGAGGAAAAAUUGCUGAUGUUCCUUUGCUAAAUAUACAUUUCCAAUCAUUGUGGCAAAGAUACAUGGAGGACCAAAUUCAUCAACUUAAAGGCUUUUGCCUGGUUGUACCUCAAACUGAAAUUUCAGAGUGGUUCAAGAAUAAGGAGUGCGGGCCAUCUGUGCGAAUCCCAUUACCUCCUAAUCUGUUCAAUAAUAGAAGUUGGAAAGGGAUCGCUCUUUGUGUCAUUUUUGUAGUCCCUCCAAAUUCAAAAAAUGGUUCUCCUCGUCUGGAUUCAAAUUACUUUCAUGAAUUUAUUUGUCAAUUAGACAUGGAUGGCAGUUUUUUAAAUUGUCCCCUAGUCCUUAAGGUUCCUAAGGAAACAUUUGUUGGUUCAUUUGGACUUUGGAUAUACAUAUCACAUGCAAGGUUUACAGAACAUUUUAAUGAAGGGAGUUGCAUUAGCUCUUUGAUUAGACCCAAAAUGCUGGAUAUUCAGGUUAAAAUGUGUGGUGCACGUGUUCUAUAUGAGCAAGAUAUGGUAGAAUUUGUACAAAACUCAAGGCAAGAAAAUUUCAGGAGCUGUAAUGAUCUCAGUCGAGGUCAUGAAAGUUUGAUAGAAGAUCAUAUGAGCAAUUCACAAGGCCCUGACCCCAGGCUAAAACGAAAUCUCAAGUCAUUGCUUUCAAGAUUGUAUCAGGUAGAUUGGGCACAAAACCAUUUGUAUGAUUAUAUCUUUCAUCAGAUUGCCCGUCCACAACACUGGUUCACUUGUCAAAAACAUGGGCCCUACAUAGAAAUGCUGUUGCCUCCAGAUGUGCACUACAAUUCAACAUGGUUGGGGUUCACUGUAUAUGCUUUGUAUGGUAUUCAGAUGCAACAAGCUGGUUUCAGUUACAAGCUGGAUUCAACAAUUUUGCUUCAGUAUUCUGGUGUUUCAGUUUCUUUUGCACCAUACCCGGCCUUUUCACUCUCUGGAGACCUUUUUGAUGAGUCAUCGCAACGACUUGUUGUAUUUUAUAUACCACGCCGUGUUUUUCAGUUGAAUCGGUGUAAUCACAUUGGGGCUUUAUUUAAAAGCGGUGACCCAGGUGUGCAAGUUGAAAUGUGUGGAAUCCGUCUUGUAUAUGAGCAACAUGUUGAAGAGUUUGUGCAAACACUUGUGGAGUACAUGUUAGGGAGUCCGGAUGCCAAUCAUCAUUCUUUUUCCAAACAUGUUUCACAUCAACGUAGAAUAUUGCUAGGCUGCACUCAUGAAAAACAUUAUCUUUGCCCUUUCUUACCAGAAAGGUUAAAAUUUACUGGACAAGAGGCCUGA
Molecule: messenger RNA, 2022 nt
Organism: Quercus lobata
Lineage: Eukaryota; Viridiplantae; Streptophyta; Magnoliopsida; Fagales; Fagaceae
Exons: 4
Coding region: 1-2022 (673 amino acids)
Cellular component (GO): cytoplasm
Source: RefSeq, a predicted model, not a curated record